GCCACCUGUCAGUGUCCAUCAGUGCCUUAUGUCAGUGCUCAUCAGUGCCAUGUGCCAGUGUCCAUCAGUGCCACAUCAAUGCCACAUAUCAGCGCCUACCAGUGCACAUCAAUGCCACAUAUCAGUGCCCAUCUGAGCUGCCUUUCAGUGUCACCCAUCAGUGCCAGUCAGUGCCACCUAUCAAUGCCAAUCAGUGCCACCCAUCAGUGCUGCCAAUCAGUGCCACCUAUCAGUGCCAGUCAGUGCUACCUAUCAGUGCACAUCCUGCAGCCUCAUUAGUGCACAUCAGUGAAGGAGAAAAAUCACUUAUUUACAAAAUUUUAUAA
Staurois parvus is the source of this 326-nucleotide messenger RNA. Lineage: Eukaryota; Metazoa; Chordata; Amphibia; Anura; Ranidae. The record is from the annotation of a GenBank genome assembly.